ACACUCCGAACAGAAAUCUCUUGGUCUCUUCAUUCCAUCCCUCUCCCAUAACAAACCUAACUCAUAAGCUGCCUAUACCUGCAUUAUUAUCUUCUCUCUUUUCAUUCUUCUUCCAUUCUUGAUCCUUUUGCUUAUUCAAAUAUGGGUUCUCUUGCUCAUAACUCAAACCAUGAUCAUAAUUUCCCACCUAUCUCGAAAUGUAAUCACGAAAACCGGUCGGAACAAUCGGUGGCUGCGGAUUUAGACGGAACCCUUUUAAUAUCUAACAGCGCCUUCCCAUAUUUCAUGCUGGUUGCAGUUGAAGCUGGUAGUUUAUUAAGAGGACUAGUCCUUUUACUGUCUGUUCCAUUUGUUUACUUCUCUUACAUUUUCAUAUCAGAAGCAUUAGCUAUCAAAACAUUCAUAUUCAUAACUUUCGCCGGUCUGAAAAUCAAAAACAUCGAAAUCGUUGCACGCUCGGUUUUACCAAGAUUUUACGCUGAAGAUGUUCAUCCUAAGAGCUGGAAAGUGUUUAGUUCAUUUGGCAAAAGAUAUAUUGUCACUGCAAAUCCGAGAAUUAUGGUUGAACCAUUUGUUAAGAAUUUCUUUGGUGUUGAUAAAGUAUUUGGCACAGAACUUGAAGUGCUGUAUAAAUCUGGUAGAGCCAGUGGGUUUGUGCAAAAACCAGGUGUUCUUGUUGGGGUCCAUAAGAAAGACGCAUUAGAAAGAGAACUUUGCGAUAAUUUGCCUGAUUUGGGUAUGGGUGAUAGGGAAACUGAUCAUGCUUUCAUGUCCAUCUGCAAGGAAGGUUAUAUUGUUCCAAAGACUAAAUGUGAACCAGUUCCAAAGAACAAGCUUCUAAGUCCGGUGAUAUUUCACGAGGGAAGAUUGGUUCAAAGACCGACACCUUUAACUGCACUCUUGACAUUCUCAUGGUUGCCGAUCGGGUUUUUUCUAUCCCUUCUCAGGAUCUACAUCAACAUUUUUUUGCCGGAGAGAAUUGUGUGGUACACGUAUAAGAUCCUCGGUAUAAAAGUGACCGUAAAAGGAACCCCGCCUCCUGCACCGAGAAAAGGCCAACAUGGUGUUCUUUUUGUUUGCAAUCAUAGGACCAUUUUGGACCCGGUGGUGACUGCUGUAGCCUUAGGGAGGAAAAUCAGUUGUGUGACAUAUAGUAUAAGCAAAUUCUCAGAGUUGAUAUCUCCUAUUAAAGCCGUGGCUCUGACAAGAGAAAGAGCCAAAGAUGCUGAAAAUAUCAAACGCUUGCUCGAAGAAGGGGAUUUGGUAAUUUGUCCGGAGGGAACGACUUGUAGAGAACCGUUCCUUCUUAGAUUCAGUGCAUUGUUUGCUGAGCUCACUGACAGGAUUGUUCCAGUUGCGGUUAACACGAAGCAAAGUGUAUUUUUCGGUACGUCGGCUCGUGGGUUUAAGCUUAUGGAUCCAUAUUUCGUAUUCAUGAACCCGAUGCCAACUUAUGAGAUUACGUUCUUGAAUCAGUUGCCUACUGAGCUGACUUGCAAAGGUGGGAAAUCUCCGAUUGAAGUUGCGAAUUACAUUCAGAGGGUUUUGGCUGGUACACUCGGGUUUGAAUGCACCAACUUGACUAGGAAAGAUAAGUAUGAGAUGCUCGCCGGAACAGAUGGCAUUGUGCGGUCUAAGUAACAGAAUAGUUCAUUAUAUUGUGUAAUUUGUUGUUGGAUGGGAGUUGUUUAAACCAGAUGAUUAUUUUUACUCGAAUAUUUGUAAUGUUGUUAGCAAAUUAUUGUAGUGAUAUAUAUAUAAUAUAAUAUAACCGGCAAUUUUUAUGAAAUAUA
Papaver somniferum (opium poppy) is the source of this 1793-nucleotide messenger RNA. RefSeq names its product glycerol-3-phosphate 2-O-acyltransferase 6-like. The record is from RefSeq and is a predicted model, not a curated record. Gene Ontology annotation, biological process: cutin biosynthetic process. The coding region runs from base 142 to 1641 and encodes 499 amino acids. Gene Ontology annotation, molecular function: glycerol-3-phosphate 2-O-acyltransferase activity; phosphatase activity. Gene Ontology annotation, cellular component: membrane. NCBI's taxonomy places the organism in Eukaryota, Viridiplantae, Streptophyta, Magnoliopsida, Ranunculales, Papaveraceae. The transcript has 2 exons.